Molecule: messenger RNA, 1068 nt
Organism: Cynara cardunculus var. scolymus (artichoke)
Lineage: Eukaryota; Viridiplantae; Streptophyta; Magnoliopsida; Asterales; Asteraceae
Product: coiled-coil domain-containing protein SCD2-like
Exons: 9
Coding region: 1-1068 (355 amino acids)
Biological process (GO): cytokinesis by cell plate formation
Source: RefSeq, a predicted model, not a curated record
AUGGUGGUGAGGGACGCCGAUUGGGGUGGUGGGGUCGCCGAUUUGUGGUUUUGUUCUUGUCAUUGGCUGUUUGUUGGUGGAGCCGUCGGCCGAAUGGGGACUUAUACUCGAUGUCGGCUGAGAUUGGUUAGGGCUGGAGGUGACGAUUCGCCGGCUGGAGGUGAUGAUUUCGCCGGCGGAGGUAGAAGAUGGAUUUUGGGUUUCUGUCUCGCUGAUGGUGUUUGGGUGUUUAAGGUGUUCUCUGACGUUACUCAAAAUGUUUGGCUGAAAGUUUUUGGGCUCUUAUUUCAGGUUGAAAGAAUAUGCUUUAGAGUUCAGUUGAUGUAUUGUGUUUAUAUAUGUAGCUUGAUAAGUGCUAUUCAUAUGAAUCAGAAAGCCAAAGAUGAGGCGACAGUUGUUAUGGACCAACUUCAGGGAAUCGAAUCUGAAGUUAAAGCUGUUCACUCAAUGACACAAAGGAUGGUUUUAACUCAGAGUGAGAUGGAGGAAGUGGUACUUAAGCGGUGUUGGCUUGCACGCUAUUGGGGUUUAGCGGUGCGACAUGGUAUUUGCGCUGAUAUUGCAGUGUCUAAGCAUGAGUACUGGUCAUCUUUGGCACCCCUUCUCUUCGAAGUUGUGGUUUCAGCCGGGCAGAAGGCAAAGGAAGAAUGCUGGGAACAAGGUGAUGGCAAUCUGGAAAGGAGGAGUAAACUUGUCCAGGACUUGAAUGAUCUAACUAGUGAAGGGAAUAUCGAGAGUAUGCUCUCUGUCGAAAUGGGUUUGAAGGAGCUUGCUUGCUUGAAGGUUGAAGAUGGCAUCGUGCUUGCACUGGCUCAACUGUGGCGUCUGAGCUCUGCUCGACAGACUAUGUCAGGUAAUCUCUGCCCAAGAUGUCCUCAGGUGACCCAAAGUUUAUGGAGGCAUUUGGCAUGGCUUACAUAUUUUUGGAGUAGAGCCAAAUGUCUUGGUAUUGAGGAGGACACUGCCAAGUCACGACUUCAAUUUUGGAUUAGCCGUAGCACACAUUCACCAACUUCACAUGAUGCUGUUGAUGGUACACAACCAACCUCAAUCACAGGACUGUCUUAA